Arachis ipaensis is the source of this 4233-nucleotide messenger RNA. Its product is annotated as Pentatricopeptide repeat (PPR-like) superfamily protein. Gene Ontology annotation, molecular function: protein binding; RNA binding. Gene Ontology annotation, biological process: RNA modification. The record is from RefSeq and is a predicted model, not a curated record. Gene Ontology annotation, cellular component: intracellular membrane-bounded organelle. NCBI's taxonomy places the organism in Eukaryota, Viridiplantae, Streptophyta, Magnoliopsida, Fabales, Fabaceae.
AGUGACCCGGCCUGCUUAUAUAAUCCGGAUCGGAUCAUGCUUAAUUAAAAAAAAAUUAUUCGAAAAAACGACCUUGUUUUAAGCAUGGUUUUAAAAAUCGGACUUGACUGAUCGGUCGAAUCGAUUUAACUGAGAAUCGAUAAUAAAAGUGGUCCGGUCUGCUGUCUAUAACCACUGGAAAAAGAAUCACUUGAGAAUCGCAGAAUCGGCCGAGAACCGACCGGUUGGAUCGGAUUGAUAACCGGCCGGCCCAAAAAAACCCCUUCUUCCCCCAAUUCGUGCACUCCCUGAGAGUGAGACCUCUGAAGCAAAGCAAAAGUGCAAAACCAUAGCCCCUCAUUGCCGCCGCGGUCCCCAGGUUCUCAGCGCCGCCGCUUCUUCCUCUUGCCCGUUUUGCAGAACCUAGAUAGCUCGGCACGUCGUCUUCAUCUUAGUAGGCUUCUCCGUUCGUGGCUUGGAGUAGCUCGCUGUCGGGUCGCCGCUUGCCGUCGUCUCGCCUAUCGCCUCGUCUCGCCGCUUGCGGUCCGUCGAAGUUUGAUAACCGGUCCGGUUCUCAGAACCUUGAGUUUCAAGUGAAUUCCCUGGCCCCCAGUCUCUCUUCUCUGGAGUCACCACUCUUACCACUGGCCUCGGUCUCUUUCUCGUCACUUUCUGACUCAAGCUCAAGCUCUCUCACCUCUCUCACAGCUGGGGUUGUCGCACUCAGGCUCUCUCGUCUCUGGUCUCGCUCACUCACUCACUGUCUCGCACUCAAGCUCGUCAUCAGUCGCCGGCGGCAGAAGCAGACGGAACCAGCAUCUGGUCCCUCGGCUGGUGGUCGUUGGCGUCUUCUUGCUUCGGCUCGGUUGGUCAACUUCCUUCACCGUCAGUUGGUUCCUGGGCAGGUGAAUUAGUGACCCACCGAUUGAACCAGUGACUUGAUGACCCGGACAACCAGGUCAAUUAUCGGUUUGGUUAUGAUAACUAUGGUUCAAAGUGACACAUCUUAAGGAGCUCCUAAAAAUGGCUAGUUCUCUGUUCCAUUUAAUAUUUUGCAUCUUAGCUUUAUAGGUAAAUCUUUUAUCUCCCACUUUUACCAUAUUAUUAAUACAAUUGCCAACCUCACUUUCUUGCUUUUCGAGCAUCUAUUUCAUACUCAUGUUUUGUUAGCACCUGAAGUUAAACAUUCUUUGACCAUUAUUCUUGACAUUCACUUAGUUGAAUCAGAGGUUUUCAAUUCAUUCUCUAUUUGCUUUUGCGAGUAUAAAAGUGGUGGAUUGAGUAUAGAACAUCGAUGCAUUUAAAGGAAAAUGGAUAUAAACAGAAUCCAAUUAGCUCUGCGCUCUUGUGGGAUCUUUCAAUCUAUCAAACACGCCAAAUCACUUCACUCUUGCAUCAUAAAACUUGGCUUUCUGAAUCAUGUUUUCCUCGUAAACAACAUGAUCUCUGUCUAUGCAAAGUGUCUCCAUGUAGAUGAUGCGCGAAACCUGUUUGACGAAAUGCCUCACAGAAAUAUCGUUACUUGGACCACAAUGCUCUCUGCAUACACCAAUUCUGGGAGUCCCCACGUGGCCCUUUCGCUUUACAAUCAGAUGCUGCAAUCCGAAACAGAGGAACCCAAUGGGUUCUUGUACUCGGCGGUUCUCAAGGCCUGUGGUCUAGUGGGUGAUGUUGAACUGGGUAGGUUUGUUCACCAGCAUGUAGCUCAGGCGAAAAUGGAAUUUGACACUGUUCUGAUGAAUGCACUUUUGGACAUGUACGUCAAAUGUGGGAGCUUGAAGGAUGCAAAGCGAGUUUUUUAUGAGACCCCACUUAAGAAUUCGACUUCAUGGAACACGCUCAUUCUGGGUCAUGCUAAAAGUGGCUUGGUGGGCGAUGCUCUGAAGCUGUUUGAUCAAAUGCCGGAACGUGAUCUUGUUUCUUGGAAUAGCAUCGUUGCUGGUCUAGCAAGUACUGGAAGCCCCCAUGCAUUGCAGUUUGUUGCUAGGAUGCACGUGCAAGGCUUUAAACUAGAUGAGUUCACAUUCCCACGCGCUCUCAAAAUUUGCGGUCAGGUUGGUGAAAUAGCAACGGGGAAACAAAUUCAUUGUUAUGUUAUCAAGUCAGGGUUUGAGUCUUGCAAUUACUGUAUAUCAUCGUUGAUUGAUAUGUAUUCGAAUUGCAAGUUAUUGGAUGAAGCAAUGUUGAUCUUUGAUCAGUUCUUCGACAAUUCUUUUGUUGUCGAAAGCUUGGCACUUUGGAAUUGUAUGCUUUCUGGAUAUGUUGUCAAUGGGAAUUAUGGAAAGGCUCUUAGUCUGAUUGCACAUAUCCAUAAAACUGGUGCAUAUUUCGAUUCCUAUACCUUUAGUAUUGCUUUAAAGGUUUGUAUGUACUUCCAGAACUUGAGGUUGGCAUCUCAGGUGCAUGGUUUGGUCAUCACAAGUGGCUAUGAGUUAGAUUGCGUUAUUGGAAGCAUUCUUAUUGAUCUCUAUGCGAACCAGGGGAAUAUUAAUAUUGCUUUGAGAUUGUUUGAAAAGUUGCCAGAUAAAGAUGUUGUGGCUUGGUCUAGUGUGAUUGCUGCUUGUGCUAGAUCUGGCUUAGAUUCAUUGGCUCUAUCCCUCUUUACGAAUAUGACUCGUAUGGAUCUUGAGAUUGACCAUUUUAUCCUUACAGUUGUUCUUAAAGUUUGUUCAACCUUGGCAUCUCAGAGAAUUGGAAAGCAAAUUCAUGCUAACUGUCUUAAAAAGGGAUAUGAAUCAGAGGGAGUUAUUGCAACUGCUCUUAUUGAUAUGUACUCAAAAUGUGGUGACAUUGAGGAUGCCUUAGCGUUGUUUGGCUGUCUUUCAGAAAGAGACACUAUGUGUUGGACAGGGAUUAUUGUUGGAUGUGCACAAAACGGAAGAGUAGACGAGGCAAUCAAUCUUUUGCAUAAGAUGAUAGAAUCUGGUGAAAAGCCAAAUGAAAUCACCAUUCUAGGUGCUCUUACGGCUUGUAGGCAUGCUGGCCUAGUUGAAGAGGCAUGGGCCAUAUUUAAUUCUGUUGAAACAGACCAUGGAUUGAAAAGGUGCCUAGAGCAUUACAGUUGUAUGGUUGAUCUACUUGGUCAAGCAGGACGCUUCGAAGAAGCACUAAAAUUGAUUAGUGACAUGCCAUUUAAGCCUGACAAGACGAUAUGGUUCUCCUUGCUUGGCGCUUGUGGAACUCACAAGAACCAGUAUCUUGCUAAUGUUGUUGCUGAGCAUCUUCGUGCUACAUUUCCAGAGGAUGCUUCUGUAUAUGUAAUGCUGUCAAACGUUUAUGCAACUCUUGGAAUGUGGGAUAGUUUAAGCGAAGCAAGGGAAGCCUUGAAAAAAGUAGGCUUAAAAGGAGCUGGAAAAAGCUGGAUUGAGAUCUCAAGUUGACAAUGCUGGUUUUGUUAAUGGCUUGGUUCAGCUAGCUUCCCCCGGGUUCAUAGUGUGUGUGAUUUUUCAAGAUGCAUUGCUGACUGUUCUAGUUUAAUAGCUAGUCUGGACCAUCAAAGCCAGUCUAAAUUUAUAAUUUGGUGACUGCAAUAGUUCAAUGAGAAGGUAAAAAUCAUAUAUCACAAUUUAAAUGGCAGCGGGUAGCAGAUAUUACCACCUAGUGGGAUAGGCUUUGUUGUUGGUGUUUGUUGUUGUAGCAGAUACUGCACUUUAAAAAUGCAUGAGUUGAUGCGCUGAAUGCAGCAGUUCCCUCUGAUAAGAUUGUUAUACCUGCUAUUGCCACGAGGCCUCAUCAAUCAAGUGAUUGCAUCCCCCAAUGAAAUAUGAAAAGGGCUUUUUACAGAAGUCAUCAAGUCUCCACUUAUAUUUUAACAUGGUUGAUCAGCUUGACAUUUUCAGCAUAUCUUUGAAAAGCUUCCAUCUGAUGAGAUUGAGCAUGUGAUUAAGACACCACAAAGCAGCAUUGAGAAUUUGUUGGGGCAGAUACAAACAUCUCUUGAGCUAUGUCCACCAUUGAUUGUGAUCACAGAUCAGAGAGGAUUUUGGUUACGUGGUCAGAGCCCAUCCCCCGAGGGUCAUUUCAUGCCGGGGUUUUAACAUUAUGAAGCUGCAUCCAGGCAUAAUCUCAGGUCUUUCUUCCAAGCCAAAGCCAUAAUAUUGAAUAUACCAAUUUAAAAAGGGUGAAAGCCCACUAUACACUUCUUUUUCUUUCAUUUUCUUGUUACGUUUUUACCAACUGAUGCUUUAAAACCACUGGUUGAUUUCUAAAUUGAAAACUUCCAUUGAAAUAAAUGAAAUUUAACUUCUAUUAAAA